CGCACCGCCUCGCUCAGAUCUACCCCCUUCCGACCGCGUCGUCGUCGCGUCGGUCGCGUCUCGAGCCGAGGUUAAACGCAGCAGCCGGCGAACGGCCCGCGCGACGCGAGAUCGGAAGCGGAAUCGAUCAAUUCGCGAAUCCGCGGCGGGAGCGCACUACUGACGCGCCAUGUCUAGCGGACUCGGCAAAGGGAUCGGGAUCCCGGUGAAACUCCUGCACGAAGCCGAGGGGCACACGGUGACGAUCGAGCUCAAGAACGGCGAGACGUACCGCGGCACGCUCCUCGAGUCGGAGGACAACUGGAACUGCCAACUCGAGGGCAUCACGCAGACGGGCAGAGACGGCCGCGUGAACCAACUGGAGCACGCGUACAUUCGCGGAAGCAAGAUCCGGUUCCUAGUCAUUCCGGACAUGCUGAAGAACGCGCCGAUGUUUAAGCGGAUCGAUCCGAGGGCGGGCGGCGGCGGGAGAGGCGGGAGAGGCGGCGGCGGGAGAGGCGGCGGCGGGAGAGGCGGGCGAGGCGGCCGCGGGCAGUGA
Molecule: messenger RNA, 538 nt
Organism: Micromonas pusilla CCMP1545
Lineage: Eukaryota; Viridiplantae; Chlorophyta; Mamiellophyceae; Mamiellales; Mamiellaceae
Exons: 2
Coding region: 170-538 (122 amino acids)
Biological process (GO): RNA processing; spliceosomal snRNP assembly
Cellular component (GO): U12-type spliceosomal complex; SMN-Sm protein complex; spliceosomal tri-snRNP complex
Molecular function (GO): RNA binding
Source: RefSeq, a predicted model, not a curated record